Molecule: messenger RNA, 3144 nt
Organism: Dentiscutata heterogama
Lineage: Eukaryota; Fungi; Glomeromycota; Glomeromycetes; Diversisporales; Gigasporaceae
Source: the annotation of a GenBank genome assembly
AUGCCACGACAUUCUCAUUCUAGAAGUCGAUCUCGUUCCCCGCAUAAAAGAAAAAAACAUUCACAUAGACAUGAAAGAACCCGCAGUCGGGAGCGUACUAAGGAUGUUGCAAGAGAAAAAUCUAAAGAUCGAAGUCGCAGUAGAGACAGACGCAGCGGGCGUGAUAAAGAUCGUCACAAAGAUGAUAGAGAACACAAACGUUCUCGGCACUCAAAGGGUGAUGUUGAAAAGGAGGUUGCACAGUUAAGGGCACAACAUUCAAAAGAGAGUGAAGACAAAAAAACGCGAGCCGUUAGCUCAGUAGACACUACCACUUCACAAGAAUCUAAAAUUGUCGCGAGAUCCUCAAGCACUGCCUUACUUGAAGAGCCUCGAAGUAAUGCGACUGGGGAAGGUGCUAAUGGAGACUCGGACACACAAAUGCAAGCCGCAAAUCAAAAGUCGGUUGAUUCGGCUACGUCUGCAACAGUGGCAGCCUUACUUGAUCAAGAAGAAAAAAUUAGGCAAAGAAGAGAACGAGUUGAGCAAUGGAGAAGAGAAAGGGAGGCUGCAAAAGUUGCUGAAGAAGCAGCUAAAAUAAAGAUGGCUGCUGAUACUAGUCAAUCGACAGCUGUUACUAAUGAGGAAAUGCAACAAAAUCAGAACAAAGGUUGGACAUUGGAUGAUGAAGAAGAAGAUGAAGCAAUGGAAGUAGACGGUGCUCCAGAAACUGUGGAUUUGAUGCCAAUACCAAAACCAGUAGAUAAAAUUGAUUCAUUUCCAGUUAGAAGAAAUCCUCUACUCGGACUUGGAAGUAAAAAAGCCGCUACAAGCACUAAAGGAAAAGCUAAAGCAGGGCCCGGUGAAGAUGAAGAAAAAUCUUCAACGCUGUCCGUGAAAGUCCAACCCUCGAUGGACUCCAGUGAUCAAUCAAUGCAAACAAAUAGCAUAGAGGAUGAGGAUCCGUUGGAUGCCUAUAUGAAAGAUGUUGAAGUUGAAGUGGAAUAUUUGAAUGAGCAAGAUAAAAAACCUAAAAAGCUUAAGAAAAAAGACCUAGCUGCAGUAGAUCACUCACAAGUCAAGUAUGAACCUUUCCGUAAAGACUUUUACAUUGAGCCUCCAGAAAUGCACGACCUAACACCUGAUCAAGUUGAUCUUAUUAGGGUUGAAUUAGGAGGUAUCAAAAUUCGGGGAGUUGAUUGUCCGAAACCAAUUCAAAAAUGGACUCACGCUGGAUUACCCGCAGCAUGUCUGCAUGUAAUAAGAAAAUUAAAUUUCGAAAAACCAACUCCAAUCCAAUCUCAAGCUAUCCCUGCUAUAAUGGCCGGCCGCGAUGUUAUAGGCGUUGCCAAAACAGGAAGUGGUAAAACAAUAGCUUUUCUCCUUCCAAUGUUUCGACACAUCAAGGAUCAACGCCCACUCGAGCAAAUGGAAGGACCUAUAGCCAUAAUUAUGACACCUACGAGAGAAUUGGCAGUGCAAAUACAUAAAGAAUGCAAGCACUUUUUAAAAGGAUUAAAUCUUCGAGCUGUAUGUGCUUAUGGAGGUUCACCAAUUAAAGAUCAAAUUGCCGAACUUAAACGCGGAGCUGAAAUUAUUGUUUGCACUCCAGGACGUAUGAUUGAUCUUUUAUGUGCAAAUUCGGGGCGAGUUACUAAUUUGAAGCGUGUUACUUAUCUGGUAUUGGAUGAAGCAGAUCGGAUGUUUGAUAUGGGAUUUGAACCUCAGGUCAUGAAAAUUGUCAAUAAUGUCAGACCUGACCGUCAGACAGUGCUGUUUUCUGCAACAUUUCCCCGCCAAAUGGAAUCUCUGGCUCGUAAAGUUCUUAAAAAGCCACUCGAAAUUACAGUUGGUGGACGCUCUGUUGUUGCCCAGGAUGUUACCCAAAUAGUUGAAGUACGCGAAGAUAAUACUAAAUUCGUUCGUUUACUCGAGAUAUUGGGGCAGCAGUAUAAUGAUGAUCCUGAUGCCCGAACUUUAAUAUUUGUUGAUCGCCAAGAAGCUGCAGACAAUCUUUUACGUGAUCUAAUUCGCAAAGGUUACCCAUGCAUGUCACUGCAUGGUGGGAAAGAUCAACUAGAUCGAGAUAGUACUAUUGCCGACUUCAAGUCUGGGGUAUGUCAACUGUUAAUUGCCACAUCUGUCGCAGCACGUGGCCUAGACGUGAAGCAAUUAAAGCUUGUCAUCAACUUUGAAUGUCCAAAUCAUAUGGAAGACUACGUGCAUCGUGUUGGUCGAACAGGAAGGGCAGGUAAUAAAGGUACUGCAUAUACAUUUAUUACUCCUGAGCAAGAUCGGUAUGCAAUGGACAUCGUCAAAGCGUUGAAAUUAAGCGGAGGGCACGUGAGCCCGGAACUGCAGCAACUUGCUGAUGGCUUCCAAGAAAAAGUCAAAUCAGGUAGCGCUACAUAUUCUGGUUCCGGUUUUGGAGGUAAAGGUCUUGAAAGAUUGGACGAAGCUCGUGACCUCGUUAAAAAAGCUCAAAGAAAGACAUAUGGUGACGGUGACACAACAUCCGAAGAGGAGGCAGAGGAAGAAGAGGAUCAUCUAAUACAACAACCAAAGAAAGAAGAAGUUAAUAUUGGUUCUAGCGUAAUUACCUCAAAGAACGUAAUUGCACUUCCAACAUCUGCAAAUGGGCAUUCUGCUGAUCCAGCUGCACUUGCUGCUCUCAAAGCUGCACAGGAAGCUGCUGCUCGUGUUAAUGCAAAGAAUGUUGGUGCGAGCGGGGUCCAGAGAGCAAAAGAUAUAAUCGCAGAUAUCAAUGCUCGAUUUAAAGAAAAUUCUGUACAGGGCAAUGUUGCAGAAGCAGAUAAAACAGAGAAUACUGCCGAGUAUUCCGUUGAAAUAGAAAUCAAUGAUUACCCACAAAAAGCAAGGUGGAAGGUUACUAAUAAGGAACAAAUUUCACAAAUAACUGAACUCACAGGAGCUGCUAUCACGACACGUGGUACCUACUUUCCACCUGGUCGCCAGCCUGCACCUGGGUCUGGUGAAAGAAAGCUUUAUUUAUUUGUUGAGGGUGAAAAUGAAUAUGUUGUUGAAAAGGCAAAGAAUGAAAUAAAAAGAAUAUUGACUGAGACUACAUUAAGUGCUAUAGAAGCUGAGGCUCGAAAUCCGGGAAGUACAUCUUUGGGUGGAUAUGGCAAGUAUUCGGUUGUUUAA